Messenger RNA from Strongylocentrotus purpuratus (purple sea urchin), 1601 nucleotides. RefSeq lists its product as uncharacterized. The record is from RefSeq and is a predicted model, not a curated record. Lineage: Eukaryota; Metazoa; Echinodermata; Echinoidea; Camarodonta; Strongylocentrotidae. The transcript is spliced from 5 exons. Bases 263 to 1027 code for a protein of 254 amino acids.
UGCUCCUCUUCUUCCCCUUCCUCUACAAAACGGCACUACUGGCAACAUUACGCUUCCAAAACCCUGUAACGAGGCCGACCUGGAAAGAGGCAGUUUGAUCAACCUGACUCCUAUCAAAGGCUCUAACCAAACUUUAACUGUCACGUGUCCUCACUACUUCACGCUGAUUGGUCCUCGUAAUCUGGAAUGUAUUGACGGCCGUUGGGCUCCACAGUAUGAAUCAUUACAGUGCAUAGCUCCCUGCAAUACUACUAACUCGUUCAUGCCACAAAAUAUGGUCACUCAUCCUCCACUGUCACCCUCCGAAAUAGUUUUACCCACUACCACGUUCGUGACCGCAUGUCAACCAGGUCCGGGACAGCCACCUCCAUUUCAACCUCAACGGCCGGGCGGCCCUCCACGCCCAAAUGAGCCCCUACCGGUGCUGGGGGAGCUCUUGUGCUAUGAUAGCACGUGGUACCUUAACGGGUUGUAUGAGUGCACGGAGGAGGAGGUGCCGGUGGUUACGUCGACGGAGAGCAUGGUGGUUUCGUCGACGGAGAGCAUGGUGGAUGAGGUGGAGAAAAAUUGUUCAGAACCAGUGAUAGCCGGUAACAUGACUGCAGUUGAACACGCCGAGGUGGCAACGGGUUCUACAUUUCCCGCGUCGAUAGUCUACGCUCUCUCAGCACUCGUGGGCCUUCUCCUCGUUCUCCUCCUCGUGCUGUCUAUCUGCCUCUGCCAAUCGCGCAGAAAUGAUAAUAGCACCAAACGCAUGAAAAAGUCGGGAUUCAAAGAUCAACUGAGCAUCUUUAAAAAGCCUACCCCGUUGAAUCGUCCUCCAAAACUGCCGUUACGGCCAAGCACAGUCGGCUCCGUCGGUUCCAAUCGGUACCAGGAACACGAACCGCCGAAGCUACCCGGCCAGAAGAUAGCCGAAGAGGAGGCAGAAGCGAGGAAGAUCGAAGCUAUCCGAUCAGAAAUCUACGAGCAGAUCGGAAAAAGGAGCGAUUUGCCAGAGUACAUCGACAUCUACCAGAUCAAGUAAUCCUGGAUUGUGCGAGUCAUUAAAAAGGGGUGGAUCAAGGCUUGUCUGAAAUGGGUAGGAGGGGAGGGGGGGGGCGAAGGAUAUUUUACCCGACAUCAUUUUUUUUUACCCCUAAGGGAAAAUGCCAAAGACCCUGAAUGUUAAAAGGAUGCAAGAAUUAUUUUCUUGGAAUAUCAUAUUGGUCUUGGCAUUUUGAAUUAACCUUAAUAGUAGACAGAGUCCAUUUAAUUUUCUAUAGGAUGCACUUACACGAGCAUAACAAAGGAGUAGUAAAACCAGUAAUUCAAUGUGUACAAUAUUGAUAAAUACAAGUAUGAAUUUUAUGUUUCUUUCAUUUUAGGUCAUUCGAAGCUAGAUAAUCAAGUUUCAUUAGUCUGCUAAUAGCUUUUGUUCUUUCUUUUCUUCAGGAAGAGUGUAUAGGCGAGUAGCCUUUGAACGCCUAUUACAUUUUUAAAAAAAUGCUAAAACCAGUUCGAAAUAUACGCUGCAUGAGGCGUAGGAAAGCGUUUCUUUGAUCAUUUUUGUCUGCAUUUUCACUCAUAUCUCCUUCCUUUUUUGCUAAUUAUAUAGGAUU